Corythoichthys intestinalis (scribbled pipefish) is the source of this 1455-nucleotide messenger RNA. RefSeq names its product cysteine and glycine-rich protein 3 (cardiac LIM protein) (gene csrp3). Bases 43 to 624 code for a protein of 193 amino acids. Gene Ontology annotation, biological process: muscle tissue development; cardiac muscle contraction; sarcomere organization. The transcript is spliced from 6 exons. NCBI's taxonomy places the organism in Eukaryota, Metazoa, Chordata, Actinopteri, Syngnathiformes, Syngnathidae. The record is from RefSeq and is a predicted model, not a curated record. Gene Ontology annotation, molecular function: structural constituent of muscle; actinin binding. Gene Ontology annotation, cellular component: nucleus; Z disc; cytoplasm.
ACAAUGCCUCUGUGGGACAGAAGCACGCAGACGUGAAUCAAGAUGCCAAACUGGGGAGGUGGCGCAAAGUGUGCAGCCUGCGAGAAAACUGUCUAUCAUGCGGAGGAGAUCCAGUGUAAUGGGAGAAGCUUCCAUAAAACCUGUUUCAUCUGCAUGAGCUGCAGAAAAGGACUGGACAGCACCACAGUAGCAGCGCACGAGUCUGAGAUCUACUGCAAAUCUUGCUACGGCAAAAAAUAUGGGCCGAAAGGUUAUGGGUACGGGCAAGGGGCUGGAGCGCUGAGUUCCGAUCCUGUUGGAAAGCAUGUUGAUCUCCAGCCCGAUGAAUCUAAACCACGGCAAUCCUCGACCAACUCCACAUCUAACAAGUUUUCCACGAAGUUUGGAGGCUCUGAUCGCUGUCCUCGUUGCUCCAAAGCUGUGUAUGCAGCAGAAAAGGUGAUGGGAGCCGGGAAGCCUUGGCAUAAAACGUGCUUCCGCUGUGCUAUGUGUGGUAAAAGUCUGGAGUCGACCACAGUGACCGACAAGGAUGGAGAGAUAUACUGUAAAGUUUGCUACGCCAAAAACUUUGGCCCAAAAGGAUUUGGACUUGGAAAUGCCGCCAUGUUGGAGGAACGAGACUGAACACUGUGUGGUAGUUGUGAAGAAUUAAAUAGCCUUAAACUAUUACUGUUAACACAACAACAGCUACUAUCAAGUCAUUAACUUUGCUUCGCUUUGUUUGUGAUGAGCCAUGUUUGUACCAAAAUGUUUCUUCAGCAAUUUUUCAGUGUUUGUCACUGAUUAGCUCAUAGGUGAGCUGGAACUUUUCCCACCUGACUUUGGGCAAAAUGUUUUGUUAGAAGUGCAGUUUGUGGAAGAUUCUAACAAUGUAUAAAUCAAUAAAAAUGUUAACUGUGUAGUCAGCUAUUAAACAACAGUCUGUACAUGACUUAAGGGCUAGUUUGUAGCCUCGUGCUCUAAUUAUAGUUUGUAUGAACUGUUGAACAAUUUGCAAAGGAGCAUGUUAUUGAAAAAAAUACAGGAGCCUGUGAAUGCCAGUGCCACCCAAUUAUUGACAUAGUUAUAGGUGGACUGAGUGACGAACAUCUGUGUAUGUAACAAUAGUGUCUUUUUUUUGUUUUGCUUUUCAUUGUCUAUUAUAUCAUCAGGUAUUGCAGGGUUUCUACAGGUAUCAGGAAAUCUCAUUUAAUGCUUUAAACUACCGUAUUUUACGCACUAUAAGGCGCACCGGAUUAUAAGGCGCACCUUCAAUGAAUGACAUAUUUUAAAACCUUUUCCAUAUACCGUAAUUUUUGGACUAUUGGGCGCCCCUAAUUACAAGCCUCACCCAGUACAUUUUUAAAGGAAAACCCAUUUUGUACUUACAUAAGCCUCUCCUGACUACUAGCCGCGUGUGCCCACUUAGUAACAUGAGAUGUUGACAAAGAAAUACACAGUUUUCAGAAUUUUAAU